Pezoporus flaviventris is the source of this 1770-nucleotide messenger RNA. It is a transcript of the gene XRCC4, whose product is annotated as X-ray repair cross complementing 4. The transcript is spliced from 7 exons. The coding region runs from base 37 to 1041 and encodes 334 amino acids. Gene Ontology annotation, molecular function: DNA binding. Lineage: Eukaryota; Metazoa; Chordata; Aves; Psittaciformes; Psittacidae. Gene Ontology annotation, cellular component: DNA ligase IV complex; nucleus; DNA-dependent protein kinase-DNA ligase 4 complex. Gene Ontology annotation, biological process: response to X-ray; positive regulation of ligase activity; double-strand break repair via nonhomologous end joining. The record is from RefSeq and is a predicted model, not a curated record.
AAGGAUUAUCUUACUUCCCAAACAGGUAUCUGGAAAAUGGAGAAGACUUUGAACAGAAUUCAUCCAGUUUCUGAUCCAGAAGCAACGUAUUUCCUACAAGUGUCAUGGGAAAAAGAUUUAGGUGCUGGCUUUGGUAUAACACUAACUGAUGGUCAAUGUGCAUGGACUGGGGCAGUGUCCGAAGCUGAAAUUUCUAGGGAGGCUGCGGACAUGGAAAUGAACAGAGAAAAGUAUGUUGAAGAACUGAAGAAAGCAUUGAUAGCUGGAGAAGAAUCAGUUGGCAGAUACAACUUUGCUGUUUCAAGGGAUGAUGAAAAUACGGAGUGUCACUUCUCCUAUGAAAGAAAUCUGAAGGAUGGCUCUUUCAGACUUGGAUCUCUGAAGCUACAGAAAGUUUUGAGUCCAGCAGAGGUGGUUAAGGAGCUCAUUGGCUGCUGUCUGGACUGCCUGGGAAGACUGCAGGCAAAAAAUGAGCAUCUGCAAAAGGAGAAUGAAAGGCUUCUCAGCUGCUGGAGUGAUGCAGAGAAGCGGCUAGAAAAAUGUGUGGUGGCUAAAGAAGAGCUAGAGGCAGAUCUUUAUAACCGUUUUAUUUUGGUGCUGAAUGAAAAGAAGGAAAAGAUAAGAAACUUACAGAAGUUGUUGAAUGAAGCUAAAGAAUCUGCAGCAGCUGCCAAAUAUACAAGGGGUACUACAGCUACUACUCAGAUGGUUACAGGGGGAGAAAAUGAAUAUGAUGGCAGCACUGACGAGGAAAGUGAAAAUUUAACACAGCCCUCAUUACCACCAGUGCCAGAACGAAGGGAUUCCCUUCUGGGUAGCCCAGAUGUCAUUGAUACUGCUCCAAGAAGAAAGCAAAGACAAAGGACAGCUAAGCCUGAUAGGACAGGAUCUAAGAUGGCUUCUCACCAGACAGAACUGUCAGCCAAGGAAAAACCUGUUCUGGCCUCACAGAAGACAUUGGAGAAGCAUUCCCUGGAUACCAUGUCUCUUGAAACACUGGAAAACACUUGUGAGCCAGAGGAUCUAUUUGAUGACAUAUAGCUAUGUGCUAGAUGAGAAACUGGGAGACUGCUGCUUCUGAUAGAGAUAAGCUGUAAAACUAAAAGGAUUUGUUAUAGCCACUGAGCCAAAAUCUUUACUCUGAGGUGGUAUUCAAUGACAUAUUGCUCUAAUUCUCUUGUGUGGCACUUUUCCCCAUUCUUCACUAUGCUAUUGUAGACCCUUGGUCUGCUAAACUUGAUUUGUGAUGGUCUGGAAAUAUGUUUAGCCUCUGUGUAGAUCUUUUAUCAUGUGUAUGCAGGGAUAGGGAGCUCCAUUUUUACUUCCUAACAGUCUCUGGCUGCUGAUUGUAUAUAGGAUCAAAUGGUUUCAAGGUGUCCCUAGAGAAUGUCAGAUGUAAACAAGAUGAAGGCUAUCACUGUCCUUACCUAAUACACUGCCCCUUUCUUGAGAAUCUCAGCACAGAUGUAGUCUAGCUAAAUCAUCUUCAACUUUGACUGAGAUAUAGCUUCCUAAACUGUGAGUUAGAAUACCUUCUGUCUUGAAGUAUCCAAAGAAAUGUCCUUUCACUUUUUACUUGGAUGUUCUCUGCCGCGUUAUGCGUUGUAAGAUAUUCUUGCCUUUCACAGUAAAGUGCAUAUAAAGUCAAUAUUGACUGUGUUUCAACCUUCUGUAGAAACCCAGAAAUAGAAAGCCUUUGCAAUGGUAAUUUUUGGUCUUUCAUUAUUUUUCUUGAAGUCAUUUCUAAAAAAAUAAAAUGCAUUCUAAAAA